Messenger RNA from Myotis brandtii (Brandt's bat), 2660 nucleotides. Its product is annotated as protocadherin alpha-3-like. Bases 374 to 2623 code for a protein of 749 amino acids. NCBI's taxonomy places the organism in Eukaryota, Metazoa, Chordata, Mammalia, Chiroptera, Vespertilionidae. The transcript is spliced from 2 exons. Gene Ontology annotation, molecular function: calcium ion binding. Gene Ontology annotation, biological process: homophilic cell-cell adhesion. The record is from RefSeq and is a predicted model, not a curated record. Gene Ontology annotation, cellular component: plasma membrane.
GGCAGAAUUGAAAGUAAUAAAUUAAAAUAAAAGUUCUAAGGAUAUAUUCUGGUAAAAUAUAAAGACUUUGAGGAGUGCCUGAAGGAAAUUACAAUAAAAAUAGUAAUUUGCGAAAGUUCAAACGAAGUAUAAGAAAAGAGUGUAUUUAUUUAAAACAAUACACAUUUAGCCACAUGAUGUCGCUGUCCACCACAAGGUCUUUCACCACAAAAGAUACACAGUGUGGAUUACGUACCCAGAUGUCACUUUUCCUCGCCAUUUCUGAAAUACCGGCAUGGGAAGGUUUUAUAAGAAAUGAAGAAUAAGGAGCUCGAAUUACUUUUUAAAUUUUGGAUCCAGGCAAGAGAGACCAGAUAUUUGGGAAAGGGUUGCAAUGGUGUUUUCCUGCAGAGAAGGUCUAAGAGCCUGGAGACUACUGUGUUCGCUUUUGCUCCUCACAAUCUGGGAGGCUGGGAGCGGCCAGGUCCACUACUCGGUCCCGGAGGAGGCCAAGCACGGCACCUUCGUGGGCCGCAUCGUGCAGGACCUGGGGCUGGAGCUGGCGGAGCUGGUGCCGCGCCUGUUCCGGGUGGCGUCCAAAGGCCGCGGGGACCUUCUGGAGGUAAAUCUGCAGAAUGGCAUUUUGUUUGUGAAUUCUCGGAUCGACCGCGAGGAGCUGUGCGGGCGGAGCGCGGAGUGCAGCAUCCACCUGGAGGUGGUGGUGGAGAGGCCGCUGCAGGUUUUCCAUGUGGAGGUGGAGGUGAAGGACAUUAACGACAACCCGCCGGUGUUCCCAGUGGCUGUAAAAAAAUUGUUUAUUUACGAAUCCCGGCCACCUGGUUCUCGGAUUCCGCUAGAGGGCGCAUCAGAUGCAGAUAUAGGAGCGAAUUCGCUGUUGACCUACGUUCUUAGCUCCAAUGAAUAUUUUACCUUGGAUGUUAAAAGAAAUGAUAAGGAAAUUAAAUCCCUUGGUCUCGUGUUGAAAAAACUUUUAAAUCGGGAGGAUACUCCUGAGCAUCACUUGUUAAUAAUGGCGGUUGAUGGUGGGAAACCUGAGCUCACUGGCACUACUCAACUGAUGAUCACCGUUCUAGAUGCAAACGACAACGCCCCAGCGUUUGAGAGGUCGGUCUAUACAGUCAGAUUAUUCGAAAAUGCACCAAAUGGUACCCUAGCAGUGAUUGUUAACGCCUCUGAUUUGGAUGAAGGAGUAAAUAAGGACAUUGUGUAUUCUUUCAAUACAGACACCUCAGCAGAUACUCUGUCAAAAUUCCACUUGGACCCGGUUAAUGGAUACAUCAGUGUAAAAGGUAACUUAGAUUUCGAGGAAACUAAGUUAUAUGAAAUCCAGGUAGAAGCGACAGAUAAAGGAACGCCCCCAAUGGCAGAUCACUGCACUGUUCUAGUGGAAAUUUUGGACACAAACGAUAAUGUACCUGAGUUGGUUAUCAAAUCAUUAUCGUUACCUGUAUUAGAAGAUGCUCCACUAGGCACGAUCAUUGCCCUGAUCAGCGUGUCUGACCUCGACUCUGGUAACAACGGGCAGAUAUCCUGCACCCUGUCACCCCAUGUUCCCUUCAAGCUGGUGUCUACCUUCAAGAAUUACUACUCACUAGUGCUGGACAGCGCCCUGGACCGCGAGAGCUUGGCGAACUACGUUGUAGUAGUGACCGCUCAGGACGGGGGCUCGCCUUCGCUGUCGGCCACCGCCAGCCUGUCCGUGGAGGUGGCCGACGUGAACGACAACGCGCCGCUGUUCGCGCAGCCCGAGUACACGGUGUUCGUGAAGGAGAACAACCCGCCCGGCUGCCACAUCUUCACGGUGUCGGCGCGGGACUUGGACGCGCAGGAGAACGCGCUGGUGUCCUACUCGCUGGUGGAGCGGCGGGUGGGCGAGCGCGCGCUGUCGAGCUACGUGUCGGUGCACGCGGAGAGCGGCCAGGUGUACGCGCUGCAGCCUCUGGACCACGAGGAGCUGGAGCUGCUGCAGUUCCAGGUGAGCGCGCGCGACGCGGGCGUGCCUCCUCUGGGCAGCAACGUGACGCUGCAGGUGUUCGUGCUGGACGAGAACGACAAUGCGCCUGCGCUGCUGCCUCUGUUCCGCGUGGGGCUGUACACGGGCGAGAUCAGCACGACGCGCGCCCUGGACGAGGCGGACUCUCCGCGGCAGCGCCUGCUGGUGCUGGUGAAGGACCAUGGCGAGCCGGCGCUUAUGGCCACGGCCACUGUGCUGCUGUCGCUGGUGGACAGCAACCAGGAGCCAAAGACCCGGUCGAAGGCGUUGGCGGGUGUUGUGAGCUCGGAGACUGCGCUAGUGGAUGUGAACGUGUACUUGAUCAUCGCCAUCUGCGCGGUGUCCAGCCUGUUGGUGCUCACGCUGCUGCUGUACACGGCUCUGCGGUGCUCGGCGCCGCCCACCGAGGGUGCACGCGGUCCGGGAAAGCAGGUGCUGGUGUGCUCCAGCGCGGUGGGCAGCUGGUCUUACUCACAGCAGAGGCAGCGGAGGGUGUGCUCUGGGGAGGGGCCGCCCAAGACAGACCUCAUGGCUUUUAGUCCCAGCCUUCCACCUGGCCCACUUAGCGGGGAUACGGAAGAGCAGCUGAAUGUGGAUGUUGAUGUUUCUGCCAAAGUGAGUAAUUUUUAAAAUCCUUUCUAGAAUGUCUUUGUCUUUUGUUCCUCAA